GAAGUGAAUGAAUAUCGCGGGAAAAGCAAAUAUCAGACUGUGAAAGAAGAUUCGGUCUUUUUCAAGUUUAAUAUAUUUACCACGCCGAUCUUAAUAAAUAUGACUUCAGUUUCAGAAGAGGAUCUUGUUGAAGAGUUUGACACGUUUGACAUAGACCUGACCCAGCCAGAAGUCAUAGAUAAAUUGAAGGAACUAUGUAUUGUGCAUCGCCUCGAGGCUGCCAAAAUGGCUGCAGAAUGGAUGGCAUUCUCAUGCUCGGCGAAGAGAAACUUAAAUCUUGACCUUGGAUCUUUGGACUCAUUUGAAAGAGAGCGCCUCUCAAAGAAGGCAAAAGUGCCUAAAGCGCCUCCCUCCAAGAAAGGUCCCGUGCUUUAUGACAUUAAUACCAUAGAAGAUGGUAUAGAUGAAGAAGACGCAGCCAACCUGCUGGGAGCCUACACAGCCCCUGGUACCACUCCCAAGGGGAACCUACCACAGAAACGCCAACACACACCUGAGAAUCUCCCUAUGAAACGGUUCAGCAAUGCCAUGCGAAGCCCUGUACCGUUUUCCCCACGAAGUUUCUCCCCUGCAAGUGUUACACCCUCACGGAAGUACUCAACUCGGACAAAUGCUGGUGAUGUUGUGUGUAGUUUUGGACCCACGGAUAAUAUCAGUUGGCAAGGUCAAGGCCAAGGAUGUUCGGUGGCACCUUUUGACAGCACGUGUCACCUGACCUCUCAGUUCAAACACAUGUUCCAGAAACUCACAGACAAGGCGCACAUUCUGAAUGACUUGAUAGAAGAUAUGUCUGCUGAGCUCCAGAACAAACAUGGCAUUGAGGAAUACUCACACGUGGCACUCCCAAACCAGGACCAGGUGACGGUGUCGGGUAGAAUCGGCUGUGACAGUAACGGUAAACUGAACGCCAAGUCUGUCGUCCUGGAGGGGUCCCGGGAGUCGUCAGCGGGAAAGUGUAUCCCAGUUGACCUGUCCAGUCUCAAGGAGUACUCCCUGUUCCCUGGUCAGCUCGUUGCCCUUGACGGCAGCAACACCACCGGACAGAAGUUUGUUGUCACCAAACUGUAUGAGAAUUCUCCUCUGCCAACAGCGGACAUGAAAGUGAAGCAAGAAAUCGACGCACCUCUGACUGUUAUGAUAGCAUCUGGCCCCUUCACGACCUCUGACACACUGACCUAUGAACCCCUGGAUGACCUCAUGAAGUACCUGCAGAGGGACAGACCAGAUAUUUGCAUACUUCUUGGACCCUUUGUGGAUGUCAAGAAUGAAGAAAUAGAGAAGGGUUCGGUUACCUGUACAUUUGAGGAGAUCUUCCAGCGAAAUAUCGGCCAAGUGGCUGCCAUCACAGAAAGGAUGAAGUGUAAGCUCAUCGUGGUACCAUCAGGCAGAGAUGUUCAUCAUUCAGCGGUCUACCCUCAGCCCCCGUUACAGAUGAAUGUUAAAAACUUUGAGGCAAAGAAUGUGAUGUUUGUGUCCGACCCCUGCACACUACAGAUCAACAACACAGUUUUUGGGAUCACUUCUACAGACGUCUUGUUCCAUCUGGGUCAGGAGGAGAUAUCCUUCCCUCCAGGUUCAGCUGACAGACUGGGACGCUUGGCCCAGCACAUGCUCUGCCAACACAGCUACUAUCCACUGUAUCCACCACAUGAAGAUGUCAACGUCGACUACGACCACUUCGAAGUGUACGGCCGUAUGCCAGUGACGCCACAUGUGCUGGUCGUGCCCUCAGAUCUGAGAUACUUCGUCAAGGACGUCAAGGGGUGUUGUGUGGUCAACCCUGGACGUGUGGCCAAGGGUCAAGUUGGCGGCACAUACUGCAGACUUGUGCUUCCCUCAAAUGCAACAGACAACAAACAGCCCACGUCCACCAUUGCUGCACAAGUCCUUCGAGUGUAACCUCCUUUAGAGCUGGAUGCACACACCCAGAGGUCACAUUGCAGUGAGUGAGUUAAAACUUAACGUCACAUCGGCAAUUCUUUAGCCAUAUCGUGACGAUCACAUUGCAGGCAGCAACUAACAAAAUAUUGCCUGCACAGAAGUUCGGAGACCCUGAUAAAAUAAGACAGGAGAUUCUAAUAAAUUCUAGCUUAACUCUUUUUUAUCUCAAAUGGGCCAACAAGAUUGAAAAAGUUUCAUUUGGCACAUCCUCAAUCACUUAGUGUAUAUCUCCAUUCCAUUUUGAUAACGACCAGGGCUCCAUUCCACAAAGCGCUCGUAGCUCUAAGACGGUCGUAACUCCUAUACUUUAACAAAGACUUCCGUCGUAGCACUACGAUCGCUUUGUGGAACAGGGCCCAGGGAUCAAUUAGCUGCCUAAGUUUCAUGUUUAGCCAGAUUCUAAUGUCACCUCUUUAAAAAACAAAAGCGAGAGAAAUGAUAUUCUGUUAGUGAUACCAGAUAAGGAGAAGGUGACAUCACUUCUGAAAGAAAGCCAUGGUUCAUGAAUGUAGAUGUAACACACUGGAAAACUGAAUAUGCAUUUUGCAAGACUUGAUGCUGUUAUUUGUUUAUUAACAUAGAUCUAUGUUUUCUAUGGUUUAAGAAUACAGUGAUUUUCUAUGUGAACUUUCCAUAGUGUUGCAUGUAGUCUGUUGUUUAGCCUUGUGGCACCAGUGCUAUGUAAUAUAUAGAGGAUAUUAUACGUGUGUUCAUGUCAUACUAUGUUUAUAACAAAAGUGUCCUCAAUUCCUGUAUUUCGCAAGUGAGAGCGAGGGGAAAAUCAGAUUUUAGGCAUGAGUGUCGUAAACAUUGUUUGACAUGAAUGGGAAUAUAAUGUUCUAUUUAUUACCGAAGAAGAUGUCUACAUAGACAAACUUUAGUGUUUACCUAUGAGGACAGCAAGUCCCAACAGCAGCAGAACCACAAUUUGUCAAAUCACAUCAAUCUUCAGAUCUGAUGUUUCUAGUGUGAACUCAUGCCAAACAUACGUCACAAUACUAUUCGAAUGACGUCCAUAAUGCCGUCGGGAUGAACAAUACAAUGUUGUCUCGUGACGUGAUGUGACCCUUGGGCACAUAUGAUUUUUAUGAACCCUGAUAUGUUUGCCCACGUAGGUAAUAAUUGUACAUAUCGAUAUAUUCUUCCUCAGUAGGACCUGAAGGUACACUUUAUCUCCUGAAAUGUAAAAUAAACUAGCAAAUAAAUAUUUAUAUGUAAA
Molecule: messenger RNA, 3160 nt
Organism: Haliotis rufescens (red abalone)
Lineage: Eukaryota; Metazoa; Mollusca; Gastropoda; Lepetellida; Haliotidae
Product: DNA polymerase alpha subunit B-like
Exons: 17
Coding region: 100-1899 (599 amino acids)
Biological process (GO): DNA replication; DNA replication initiation
Cellular component (GO): alpha DNA polymerase:primase complex
Molecular function (GO): DNA binding
Source: RefSeq, a predicted model, not a curated record